Rotaria socialis is the source of this 942-nucleotide messenger RNA. NCBI's taxonomy places the organism in Eukaryota, Metazoa, Rotifera, Eurotatoria, Philodinida, Philodinidae. The record is from the annotation of a GenBank genome assembly.
AUGGAAAAUGUAAUUUUUUCAUUUUUAAUUUCUUUUGUUCAACAUGAUUUUUUAUUUUCAUCAUGUAUACCGUCAUCUCGACAAUGUGGUUGUCCGUAUCAACAACCUUUUAUAUCUAAAACAAGAAUUGUCGGAGGUUAUACAGCUCGAGAACAUUCUUGGCCGUGGGUCGUCAGUAUACGUCACGCUGACAAGAAUAAACCAAUAACAGAUCCUGGUGACGCGUUCUGUUGUGGAACACUAAUCAAUGAAGAAUAUGUUCUAACAGCUGCGCAUUGUUUCGAUGGUAGAGUUCGUUCAUUAUUAAAUUAUUUUGUUGUUAUUGGCGCUCAUCAUAUUAAUGAUACAAAUCCAAUUCGAUAUAAUAUUCAAUCUAUUGUAUUACAUGAAAAAUAUGAUAAUAAUUUAUUCUUAAAUGAUAUUGCAUUAGUGAAACUUUCAUAUAAAAUUGAUUUCAAUGAUUCAAAUAUUGGAUUUAUUUGUUUACCACCAAAGAAUAUAAAAACAUAUCCAUAUGAAAAAACGAAUGGUUAUGCAAUUGGUUGGGGUAGUUUUGAAGAAAAUGGUCCGUCAUCGUAUACACUUCAGCAAGUGCGAUUACCAAUUAUUUCGAAUAGAAAUGAAUUUUGUUCGAAUCAAAUACAUGACGAUCAUGGACAAUUAUGUGCAGGACUUAUUCAAGGUGGACAAGAUACGUGUCAAGGAGAUAGUGGAGGGCCAUUAAUGAUUUUCGAUAUGGAUGCUAGUACGUGGAAUAUCGCUGGAAUAACUUCAUAUGGAUAUGGAUGUGCUAAGCCUAAAUUUCCAGGUGUUUAUACGCGUGUUAGUGUGUUUGUUGAUUGGAUUAAUAAAAAGAUGGAUUCAUCGUGUCAAUUAUUGAUGCCUCAAAUAUCGAUUCAGGUUUUGUUAUUUUUAUUUUCUAUGAUUCUAUGUUUGGAAUAA